Messenger RNA from Aaosphaeria arxii CBS 175.79, 1591 nucleotides. RefSeq lists its product as uncharacterized. Lineage: Eukaryota; Fungi; Ascomycota; Dothideomycetes; Pleosporales. The record is from RefSeq and is a predicted model, not a curated record. The coding region runs from base 315 to 1505 and encodes 396 amino acids. The transcript has a single exon.
GGUGGAGGCGGCGGUGGCGGUGGAGGUGGAGGAGGAGGCACCAAAAACAUCGCCUACACGGAUCAAGAGUGCUAUGCCGCCUUCCUAAACCCCUUGUGGAGUAUGGGCAACGAGACGGAAGGGUAUACUGGGGGCCCAAAAGCUGGGGACUCUUAUUGGUAUUGGAUAUGGAAUGAGCAACACGAUAAUGAUAGUAAGUCGUGCGUUCCCACUGGGAGCAUAACCCUUCCCAAUAAUUACGACAAAAGUAUUGAUAGUGGCCACUGCCAGGCGUGAACUACAUAACCACUCGCCAGCCUAACAUAAGCUGGCAGAUGGAAGUCCUAGACGCAUACUAUAACGGAACAUUCAACGUAACUCUCACACCACCCUCGGAAAACUCAACAUACCUCGAAUGCCCCGAGCUGCACUCUCAGAUCAUCCCCAAUGCCUUCUUGCGUAUUGGACCCCAGUCCCGGAACAACGUCACGAGGGAUGUGUACGGCGAUGAAAAUAGCUUCUACUUCCACUUCGGACGCACGCUGCGCGACGCGAAGUGCCCACUAACCGCGAACAAGGCGUUCGUGAACUUCGAAUCGAGCAAUGACGAGCUGCACAAGAGCCAAGGUUGGAAACUGCAACAGACGAAGAUCAACGGCAACGAAUUUGAACUGCAAGGCGAAUUCCUCAGUACCGUCGCGCAGUACAACAACUAUUGGAAUUAUGUUGUAAACAACACAGGGACAGACCAAGGAUAUCCAUUGGGUUGUCCGCAUCAGUUCUCCAUGACGACCUUGUCAGCGAAAGUGAAACCCAGAAUGUCUGCUUCCGUUUCUGUGGAGGAGGCGAGGAUGGAGUUUUCAUUUAUGGACUCGAACAAUGGGUACCUCAUCAGUGGAUCCUUCCAAGGCAAGCAUUGGACGGAAGGCCCGAAGAUCCUGUUCGAUAAGGAAACCAUCCAGACCGAAGGAGAAGUACCGCAUGUGAAGCCUCGUGCACCAGAGAAGAGCUGGUGGGACAAGUACGGAAAAUACAUCAUUAUUGGAGGCUGUAUCCUUGGUAUAUUGGUGCUCGUGUACAUUCUCUGGCAUUUCUUCACCUGUCUAUUUGCUUGCUUGCAGUGCAUCUUCUGCUGCAGUUGCUGCAAAGGAAAUGGCCGUGCGGCGAGAAAGGCACGGAAACAGCAGGAGAAAGAAAAGGACCUCGAAGUUGGGUCUUCUCUUGCCUAUAAGCACCCCAGGUCGGUUGUCACACCCGUCUUGGAACAAGACGAUAGAUACGCCGCAGCGACGACCAACAUCUCUUACCAAGUAACUCCAGUGGUGGCAGAGAGCUAUGCAGUUUCCAACGGGUUAGGGCAUGUGGAAAUCGUGAAUGCCCAGGAGGAGUUGCACAAGGCACAUAUUGACAUGCGCAAUGCAAGGCUAAGAAGUGACCAAGAUGGAAUCAUGUUUGCCCAGACUAUGAUAGAGCAUUGGACUAGUGUCAUAGAGCACUUGAUGGAAGCUAGGAGGGCCCGGUUCUGAACAAGCAUUUGUGUGACUUGAAGAGACAAUUGGUUAUAUUAUUGCCUUCCCUAGAUCUACUUGGGACAAGAGUGAGAAGGUUGCAU